Coffea eugenioides is the source of this 1653-nucleotide messenger RNA. RefSeq names its product equilibrative nucleotide transporter 8. Gene Ontology annotation, biological process: nucleoside transmembrane transport. Gene Ontology annotation, molecular function: nucleoside transmembrane transporter activity. The transcript has 3 exons. The record is from RefSeq and is a predicted model, not a curated record. Lineage: Eukaryota; Viridiplantae; Streptophyta; Magnoliopsida; Gentianales; Rubiaceae. The coding region runs from base 271 to 1488 and encodes 405 amino acids. Gene Ontology annotation, cellular component: plasma membrane.
GAACAAUAAAGCCAGUUGGUACUUCAAAUGACACCCAUCCGUUAGUUGUCCCUACAGGCAAAACUGGUUCAGCUUCCUUCCUUGUCAAGUCAAGCUGGGGUCUCUGGUUUUGUGAUGCAAGUAACUCUGCAUAGCUAAAUUACGCAUUACCAUUGACGUAAAGUGGCUUUGCUCGGCUUAUUUGAGUAUUUUCAAUCACAAAUCAUUUCAGGAUGUCCAAUCGCCCACUUUGGAAUGCUUUAAAUGACCACUGCUUGAGCCUGGAGCAACAUGAGAGCAAUGGAGGAAGGUCAAAUGGAGAGUUCAAAGGGUAACAAUGAUCAGUCUGAGCCGAGGGACACAUAUAGAAUUGCAUAUAUUCUCCACUUCUUCCUUGGUGCUGGCAAUUUGCUUCCGUGGAACACACUAAUCACAGCUAUUGAUUAUUAUAGCUAUAUUUAUCCCAACAGGCAUGUAGAAAAAGUCUUCUCUGUGGCCUACAUGAGCUCUUCUGUACUAGUUUUAGUUGUGAUGCUGAGCUGGGGUAAAUGGAGCAAUAGAUUUAAUCUUAGAUUCAGAAUGAGCCUUGGGUUUUCUUUGUUUGUUUUCUCCCUAAUGGUUACCCCUACAAUGGACUGGACUCGACACAGCAAUGGGACGAAGGUGAAUUCAAGUGUGUCCUACUAUAUGAUUGUCUCAUCAGUUGUGAUCUGUGGCUUGGCUGAUGGCUUGAUAGCAGGAAGCUUGAUAGGAUCUGCAGGAAAGCUGCCAAAACGAUACAUGCAAGCAAUUUUUGCUGGAACUGCUUCUUCAGGUGUUCUUGUUUCAGUGCUGAGGAUUUUAACAAAGGCCUCACUUCCACACACGCCUAAAGGCCUUAAAACCAGUGCACAUUUAUAUUUUAUAGUCAGCACAAUAAUUUUAACGGGUUGCAUAGUUUGUAGCAACCUAUUGGACAAGUUGCCAGUUAUGCAACAGCAUUACAAGCAUCUUCAAAAGGUUCUACCGCACUCGACGCCAAAGUUCUGGAAAGUUGCGAGAAUAAUUCGUUGGCCAGCUCUGGGAGUUUUCAUGAUUUACACCGUGACUUUGUCCAUCUUUCCGGGAUUUUUAGCAGAAAACAUCGACUCAAGAUUUUUAAGGGAUUGGUAUCCGAUUAUGCUAAUCACAUUAUACAACAUCUCUGAUUUAGUGGGGAAGUCUUUCACUGCAAUUUUUGUUGUUCAAGGCAUUGGAAAGGUUACAUGGGGUUGUAUAGCAAGGCUGUUGUUCUAUCCUCUCUUUAGUGUCUGCUUACAUGGGCCCAAAUGGCUAAAAUCUGAGGUGCCAGUGGCUCUUUUGACAGUAAUGCUUGGACUCACCAAUGGAUAUCUGACAAGCUGUAUCAUGAUUCUUGCUCCUAAAGCAGUGGCAGCUCCAGAGGCAGAAAUAGCUGCUAUUGUCAUGGUGGUGUUCCUCGGAGUAGGAUUAGUUGCAGGCUCAGUUCUCGGCUGGUUCUGGCUUAUUUAGAUGCUUCUGAGACCUGAUUCGCAUCAAGUAGCCACUGAUCCUUAGCAUCAGGUUUUCAGUGGUUCUGUCCGGGGUGGCGACCGGAGGAUAUAUGGUGGUAAAUUUAGUUGUACGAAAUGUUCCCAUUAUAACUGAUCAGCUAUCAUCUGUGGUGUUUUAUUUUUA